AGCGUCGACGCAGUCAAGCGUCAAGCGCAGUAUAGUCAAGUUUAAUCUGGUAUGAUUUGCGUCGUAUAGUGUUCUGUCCAAUUUUGCCUUAUUUGAGAAAGAUGGAAGCCGAUUACGAUGAUGAUCGCAGUGGUUGGGGAGAUGAGAUGAAUCGAAGCACCGACGAUUGUAGCGGGGAAGACACAUUCGAUAAUCCACAGGAGGUCCUGAACGAAUGCCUGGAUAAGUUCAAAACGCCCGAUUACAUAAUGGAGCCUGGCAUUUUCGCCCAACUUAAAAGAUACUUUCAAGCUGGAGGAAAUCCUGAACAAGUUAUAGAAUUGUUGUCCAAAAAUUACACAGCUUGCGCACAGACGGCAAACCUACUUGCGGAAUGGUUGAUCAUCGCCGGAGUAAAUGUCACUGACGUACAGGCAAUGGUGGAAAACAAUUUGAAGGGCAUGAUCCUUAAAAAUUUCGAUCCCAAGAAGGCGGACAAGAUCUUUACGGAAGAGGGUGAAACUCCCGCCUGGUUAACCGAAAUGAUACAGCAUCCCACUUGGCGAUCUCUCAUUUAUAGACUUGCGGAGGAGUACCCGGAUUGCUUAAUGUUAAACUUCACCAUCAAGCUUAUAUCCGAUGCUGGAUUCCAAGGUGAGAUUACAAGCAUUUCGACAGCGGCUCAGCAAAUCGAGGUCUUCUCGCGCGUGUUGAAGACCGCGAUUGCUGGAUUUCUUCAGAAUACAGAAAACUGGCAGUCCAGCAUACAGGAGUGCGCAAAAAUGGUGUGUCAUGGCCAACACACCUAUGUGUACAGUCAAGUCCUGUUGCAAAUUCUCGCACAAGAAUCCCGUGGUGGUUUCAUGAUGAAAAGACUUUCCCAAGAGAUCACCAAGUGCGCGCAACAAAAUCGACACGACGUCACCCCGAUAACAAUGGCUCUGAAUGGCGCUGCCAGUAGUCCUGCGGCAUGUCAGGCACUAGCAUCUAUGCUAUCAAGAAACACCUUAAAUCCCGCUGACAUCACAGUCUUAUUUAGAAAUUAUUCCACAGCGGAGCCACCUCCUAUCGAACUGUUACGCAAUCCACAAUUUUUGGAAUUACUGGUUGAUGCACUUUUUAAGCCUGGUGUAAAGAUAAAUCCUGAACAUAAAUCAAAAUAUAUAUAUUUACUAGCUUAUGCGGCAAGUGUAUGUGAGACAACCGUUAAGAAAAGCAAUACUCGCAAAAUUAAUAAGGACGAUUUGAAAACAACUAUCCAGGCGAUUGAGAAAGUGCAUAAUAUAUGUAACAUAAAUAAAGGAUCGACUGAGCUAAUAGCAGAGUUGCAAACUUUGUAUCAAUGCAUGCGAUUUCCUGUCGUAGGCGUGGGUGUAAUACGGUGGGUAGAGUGUACCGUGACUGAACCGUCAUACUUUAAAUUAUGCACAGAGCAUUGCCCUGUGCAUCUCGCUUUACUGGAUGAGGUUGUGGCUAACCAUUAUUUGUUGCAUCCAAAAGUCUUAAGAUUACUCGUGCAGUUGUUUGAAAGCAAACAAGACGAAUUAGAGAUACUUGUACAAUUAGAAAUGAAGAAGAUGUUAAUCGACAGAAUGGUGAACAUGCUAAGCAGACACUGCGUGGUGCCUGUUGUAUGCUACAUCAAGCAAUGUUGGCAACGUGGAGAUACAGAUAUAUCUUUAAUCAGAUAUUUUGUUACCGAGGUCUUAGAAUCAAUAACCCCUCCAUAUACAGCCGAGUUUGUACAAUUAUUUUUGCCGAUGGUAGAAAACGAAGAGAUUACUGGAACUAUGCGUGGAGAGAAUGAGAAUGAUCUAGUUUCGGAAUUUAUUAUACAUUGCAAGACUCACUGCCCUGUUGUAAGAUGACGGUAUAAAAAUUAACCACCGAUAGGUUAAAUUGAAGAAAAACAAUGACAGUGCGA
Messenger RNA from Temnothorax curvispinosus, 1903 nucleotides. RefSeq names its product negative elongation factor D (gene TH1). Gene Ontology annotation, cellular component: nucleus; NELF complex. Lineage: Eukaryota; Metazoa; Arthropoda; Insecta; Hymenoptera; Formicidae. The transcript has 7 exons. Gene Ontology annotation, biological process: negative regulation of transcription elongation by RNA polymerase II. The record is from RefSeq and is a predicted model, not a curated record. The coding region runs from base 102 to 1847 and encodes 581 amino acids. Gene Ontology annotation, molecular function: RNA binding.